Messenger RNA from Rotaria sp. Silwood1, 1155 nucleotides. The record is from the annotation of a GenBank genome assembly. Lineage: Eukaryota; Metazoa; Rotifera; Eurotatoria; Philodinida; Philodinidae.
AUGACAGAAGAAGUACCAUAUCAACCGAUACAGUCUACGAAUUCUGAAUGUGAACCUGAAGAAAUUCAACCUCAUAUUGAAAAAUCAACUACAGAAUCAACAUCAUUGCUGCCAUCAUCGCCAACCAACCAGAAUCCGCGGGUGUUUGCUCCACUCAAUACACCAUUAUAUCGUCGUCGACAAACAUUGACGAUUCUCGUUUGGUGGCUCUUGCCAUGGACUUGUCUCUACAUAUCAUUGCUCUGUCUUCGUUCGAGUAAUCCAUAUAUAUUUUACGGCGUUAUAGCAUAUAUAGUAUGGAUGGCUUUGUUUCGAAAUUUUACGCGACGAGGUGGCCUUAGACAACAAUGGCUUCGUCGACUCGCGUGGUGGAAAUGGUUUGCUGAGUAUUUUCCAAUUCGUCUACAUAAAACUUGCGAUUUGCCACCUGAUCGUUCGUACAUAUUCGGUUGUCAUCCACAUGGUAUCAUUUCAUUAGGUGCCUUUGGUAAUUUUGCCACUGAAGCUACCGGUUUCGAACAAAAAUUUCCUGGUAUCAAUCUUCGUUUGCUCACACUAAAUUCAAAUUUUCGGUUUCCAUUUUAUGAUCUUUAUUUAUCGAUGAUGGGUCUAUGCGAUGCAUCCAAAGAAUCAUGCAAUUAUAUUCUAAAGCAAGGCAAUGGUAAUUCGUUGAUGUUAAUUUUGGGUGGCGCUAAAGAAGCAUUGGAUGCUCGACCAUCCGAUGAAUACAUUUUGACACUUAAAAAUCGUAAAGGUUUCGUCAAAAUCGGUCUAAUCAAUGGUGCAAGCCUUGUACCUGUAUUUUCAUUCGGGGAAAAUGAUCUAUACGAACAAGUGUCUAAUCCACGUGGUUCAAAAAUUCGACAUUUACAAAAUUAUUUACAAAAAAAAAUGGGCUAUUCAUUACCUUUAUUCAAUGGACGUGGUGUGUUUCAAUAUGCAAUUGGAUUUUUACCUAAUCGACGUCCAAUCGAUACGUAUGUUGGUGCGCCGAUUACUUUACCGAAAUUAGAAUCAGAUAAAAUAACACCUGAUAUUGUCGACCAAUAUCAUAAGCAAUACAUGGACGCAUUGACACAACUAUUUGAUACAUACAAGGCAAAUCAUGGUCAAGCCAGUGCAAAAAUCAUAUAUGCCGAUGACGAUGAGAAAUAG